Rhizoctonia solani is the source of this 4509-nucleotide messenger RNA. RefSeq names its product Retrotransposable element Tf2 protein. The record is from RefSeq and is a predicted model, not a curated record. Gene Ontology annotation, biological process: DNA integration. The transcript has 3 exons. NCBI's taxonomy places the organism in Eukaryota, Fungi, Basidiomycota, Agaricomycetes, Cantharellales, Ceratobasidiaceae. Bases 1 to 4509 code for a protein of 1502 amino acids. Gene Ontology annotation, molecular function: nucleic acid binding; zinc ion binding.
AUGGAACCGGAGCCGACCCUUGCCUCUCUCCUCGAGGCUAUCCAAACCCUCACCAGCCAAGUCGGGUCCUUGCAGGCCCAAAUCCACACUCAAGGCCAACAGCUCUCUGAGCUCAAGGCCAUAUGCAAGGAAACCAACGACCUUGUUGGAGACAAGGAUCAGGGCGGAGCCCAAACCAAGCCUGGCCCAUCGACUGGGCCUGUCACUCCCCCCACACAUACAGGGGGAGAAGCUACCACUCCAGGAACGGUUAGGCCUGGGCUCAAGGCCCCCUUCCGCCCAUCAAGAGGCACAGGAUUCGAUUCAGAAGAGGAAGAGGAACCCCAACGAGUCCCCAAAAAGGAGCCUCAGAGCACGCCUAGGAGCCUAAGCUCCCUCACCCCCUUCGACGCAGGGUCCAGCGUAAAAAGGCCCAAAAUGGAUCUCCCAGACCCGUACAAAAGAGAUACCAGGGGUCGUAAGGCCACCCAAUGGCUGGAUCGCAUGCUACUCUGGGUAGCCCUCCAUCGAGACCAAUUCGACGAGGAGGAACAGAUGGUCGUAUGGAUACUCUACCAUAUGACUGACAAGGCAGCCGACUGGGCACUCCCCCUCAUAGGGACUAUCAUCAAGGGCGAGGGCAAUCCUCCCACCACCAUCCCGGCCUUAACGGCCAAAUUCAAGGAAGCCUUUGCUGAUCCAGAUGCAAAGAGGGCAGCCGCCAGGAAAAUCGCCGCGCUGACUCAGACAACCACCACGUCUGAGUACGUUACCGAGUUCCGCAACCUGAUGGCGGAGCUCAAUUGGAACACCAAGGCAUACAUUGCCCAAUUCACGCGCGGCCUCCACUGGAAGGUCAAAGAACUCCUCUCAACCAAGGAUAAUAUCCCUGACGAUGACCUAGAGGCUAUUUUUGCCGCCUCGGUCAAGAUUGACAAUACUUGUCGAGAGAAUGAGGAAAACCGUCCUAAGAAGCUCCCUGCCAAGUCCCCGGCCACCAUGGCCACUUCCACCACCACCACUACCCAACGGGUUCGCCUCUCUGAGGACCCAAAUUACGUCACAUCGGAGGAAAGGGAUUGCCGCCGCGCAUCAGGGCUUUGCGUCAAAUGCGGUCAGAAGGGCCACGGGAUCAAACAAUGUCCCAACGGUUGGAAGGCCACAAUCAAGGAGACGGCCAAGUCGAGGACUGCUGCCAAGCCCCCGACUAAAACAGACAGUGUAGAUAGUUGUGUAGAAUUUGUUUCUGUUGGUCUAGACUCGAAUAAAAAGCCACUAUUGUUUAUCAAUCUACACGUCCAAAAUUCCCCGGCAGAACCCAUCAAAACCCUCAUCGAUUCCGGCGCCACCUCCAACUUUAUCUCACCAUCCUUAGUAGAAAAACUAAAAAUACCAAAAACCCUACUCGAAAAUCCACAAGUAGUGAGGAUGCUAGACGGUACAAUAUCUCAGACUGGUUGCAUAUGGCACCAGGUUCAACUCGCGGUCUCGGCCAAUGGCCAUUUCCACCACAUUCCCUUCCUUGUUUGCCCAAUUGGCAACACCCCAGCAAUAUUAGGCAUGACUUGGUUAACAGCAGAAGCCCCCCUCAUCAAUUGGCAACAGGGAUUAGUCACAUUCCCCGAACAAGUACAGAUUGCCUUGGAGGAAGAAGCAGACCUAGAUCCUUUAGCAGACCUCCCCCCUCAAUAUCAUGAGUUUGCUAAAGUAUUCGGCGAAGAGGAAUUUAAGGUCUUACCUCCUCACAGGGAAUAUGACAUAGCCAUAGAUCUCCUACCAGACGCCAAACUCUCCCCGGGCCCCAUUUAUGGGAUGACAGACGCAGAAUCCAAGGCCCUGAAGCAACACAUUGAUGAGGAGCUUGCGACAGGAAAAAUACGCCCCAGCACCUCAUCAGCAGGCGCCCCAGUCAUGUUUGUGAAAAAGGCAGACGGUUCCCUCAGGCUGGUUGUAGACUAUAGGAAGCUCAAUGACGUCACCCACAAGAACGUCUACCCACUUCCCAGACAAGACGAUCUGAUGGCCAAGUUAAGACAUGCCAGAGUAUUCACCAAACUGGAUCUACGUUGGGGUUACAAUAAUGUCCGAAUUAAGGAAGGAGACGAAUGGAAGACGGCCUUUAGGACUAAAUAUGGGCUUUUUGAAUAUCUAGUGAUGCCCUUUGGUCUUACAAAUGCACCGGCCGCCUUCCAACACUUUAUGAACAAUCUCUUCCGAGACCUUAUUGAUGUUACCGUGGUCAUCUACCUGGACGAUAUCUUGAUCUUCUCAGAAAACCCAGAAGAGCACCCUAACCAUGUCCGGGAAGUCUUGUUGAGGCUCAUGAGAAACCAGCUAUUCUGUAAAUUGUCAAAAUGCCACUUCCACGUCACCACAGUGGAUUACCUAGGAAUUGUUAUCUCACCAGCAGGCUUCUCCAUGGAUCAGAAAAAGAUCGAGGCCGUCACAACCUGGCCCCAGCCCAGAACAGUUAAACAAGUCCAGGCCUUCCUAGGGUUCGUCAAUUACCUCCGCCGGUUCAUCCCCAACUUUAGCUCCGUCGCACGCCCGCUACACAAUCUUACCAAAAAGGAGACCCCCUGGUCAUGGGGCGACCUAGAGGAAGCAGCGUUCCAGGAACUAAAAGGCCUUGUCACCAAAUCGCCGGUCCUCAUCCACUCCAACCCCAGCCUUCCCUACUACCUAGAAACAGAUGCAUCGGGAGUAGCUAUGGGAGCCAUCUUAAGCCAACGAGGGGAGGAUAACCGCCUUCAUCCGGUCGCAUAUAUGUCCAAGUCCUUUUCCGGCGCAGAAGCCAACUACGACACCCACGAUAAGGAACUCUUGGCUAUCAUCAAGGCGCUGGAGGAAUGGAGGAUAUUCUUAGAGGCAACAGACAAACCGGUACAAGUGCAUGCCAGAUGGCGCAUAUUCCUGAGCGAUUUCAACUUUGAGAUCCAUUACCGCCCAGGAAAGCAAUCAGGGAAACCAGACGCCCUCUCUAGGCGAUCGGACUACGUUGAUACCCCACCAGAACCAGAGGUUAUGCUCCCCGCAGAAGUCUUCGCCAACACAUCAGAAGAAGAGCUGGAAAUUGUCACGGAGAUACGCGCCAAGCUAAGAGAGGAUCCAUCCCUUGAGCCUAUCAUCCAGUUCCUAACUGAAGAUGCGGAUAACGCUCCUCCCUCCAUUUGGAAAGCCUACAGAGAUUACGACUGGGAGGAAGACCUACUAUGGUAUAGAGGAAAACUUGUGGUCCCAGACUCAGAGGCCUUAAAGGAACGAUUACUCAGGGAAUUCCAUGAUUCCCCCCUGGCAGGUCAUCCGGGUCAACAACGGACCCUGGAACUCCUGAGCCGCAAUUACUGGUGGCCAGGAAUGAAGUCAUCCGCCAAGGAAUGGGUAGAAUGCUGCCCGACCUGUCAAGCCAACCGUCGCGCCCAUGGUCCUGCCAUUGCUCUGAAACCGUUAGAAGUCCCACCUUUCCCAUUCCACACCAUCUCCUACGACUUCAUCACGGGUUUUCCCAAGUCCAAUGGCCACGACGCAAUAUUGGUAGUAAUUGACUCCUUUUCCAAAUUCGGGCACUUCAUCCCAACCUCAAAGAAAGUCACAGCCAAGGGUCUAGCAGAUUUGUUCAUUAGUCACGUCUGGAAACUUCACGGACUGCCUGUCAAAACCAUAUCAGAUCGAGGAACCACAUUCACGGGAAAAUUCCUCAGGGCCCUUUAUCAACGGCUAGGAAUCAAACCGUCCUUCUCAUCGGCUUAUCACCCGGAGUCUGAUGGCCAAACAGAGCGAGUCAACCAGUUCAUCGAAUUCUACCUCAGAUCAUACGUGGCAGCCGACCAUUCAGACUGGUCUACCUGGCUUCCCCUGGCGGAGUAUGCCUACAACAACGCAAAGCACUCCGCUACUGGAAAAACUCCCUUCGAAUUGGUUUACGGGCAAAACCCUGUCAUGAACCCGUCUAACGUUCCAGCAAAUGUGCCUGAAGCCGAUCACGUGGCAGAUACCCUGGCACAAGAGUGGAAAGAAGCGGAGUCAGCUCUGAGAAUGAGUAAGGAAAAAAUGGUUAGGGACAAGGGUACGAUACCAGAGUACUCAGUUGGAGACAAAGUCUGGUUAGAUGGAAAAAACGUGGAGCUCAGGACAAACUCCAACAAACUGGACCCCAAGAGACUAGGACCAUUCGAGGUCACAGAAAAAAUCUCCAGUCAUGCGUAUCGCUUAAAGCUCCCGGAAACCCUGAAGAUUCACGAUGUGUUUUACGUGGGACUACUGUCCAAGGCACACGAAUCCCCUAAUCAACCAUUUCCUGAAAGACCCCCUCCUGAGACAAUAGAAGGGGAAGAAGAGUACAAAGUCGAGCAAAUCAUUGACUCUAAACGACAAAAAGGCAAAUGGUUUUACCUAAUCAAGUGGAAAGGUUACGGUCCAGAAGAUAACUCAUGGGAGCCGGAAGAACUGCUGGAACACAGCCAGGAAGAGAUCAAACGCUUCAACCAAGCUAGACUCAGAAAGGCUCGUGACGCCGCCAAGAGCCUUUAA